AUGAAACAAAUAAUUAUGAAGGCUUUCGAUAAAAAAUAUAAAGUUAAACCUGGGAUAUCUGUUAUUGGCAAUACGGAAUAAUGUAACAUUCAAGUUCCUUUGCCUGUAUGUUUCAAAUUAAACUAUGAUUCAAAUAUUUUAUGGAUUUAGCCAAUUAUAAAUAUUCAUAGAAUUAAUGGCCAAGGAGAUGCUCAAUUAUUGAGGAUAGAUAAGGAAUAUGAAUUAGAUCUUACAACUGGUCAAAAACAAAUCAUUGUCUAAGAGCAAACAUUAACUUUUGAAUAUGCAAAACCCAAAAUCAUCAAAAUCAAUCUCAUCAAACAAAACAAACCAAAUUUAACUAUUCUCGAACCACAAAUCAAUAAAUAGACUUAAAUUGAAUAAAAUGAAAAACCUAUAACAAAUUCAUAGAAAUCAAAAAGCUAACCUAAACAUUAUUUACUAGUUUAAAAUUAUGUACAAAUCAUUAUUCAUAAUUAGAUUAAAUAAAUGAAUGGAGAAUACAGAAUCAAAUUUUCAAAUUUUUCAGUCUGUAAUGAUGACCUGUUAAAAUUAUUAAAAAUGGGCAUUUAUGUUGAUAUUGAAUAAUAUAACAUUUUGGUUAUGGAAACAUUCAAGAGAACUUUCAAUCUCCUUUUAGCAAUUAAUGAAGGGAAAAUGAUAGUUAAUUCUUAAUGGAUUAAAGAUUGUCUUUCCACAAUGUAAAUUUAAAAUCCCUAUCUUUAUGUUUUGAAAACAAAUAAUUUAAGUAUCUUAAAUUCUAUAGAAACAUCACUUUCAUAAUCAAUUUUUCUAAAUAAGUAGUUUAAUUUAAGCCAUGAUUUGAAAUCUAAUCUUAAAAAUGAAGAAAUUGUUUAGUUAAUAGAGGCAGGAGGAGGAACUAUUAAUAAUGGAGAGAAUUCAAUUAAAAUUGUAAAUAAUGGUGAAGGUGGAGGAUUGGAAAUUGAACAAUUGAUAUAAAUGAUCUUGUUUUAAAGAGUAUGA
Messenger RNA from Paramecium pentaurelia, 984 nucleotides. The record is from the annotation of a GenBank genome assembly. Lineage: Eukaryota; Ciliophora; Oligohymenophorea; Peniculida; Parameciidae.